AUGCCAAUCCUGAGGAGCAGCUUGGGGUCCCCCGACCACACUAUAGCGCACGAGCUUUCUGGCAUGCACGAAACGAUAUUUUCCAGCGAAAUCCUGCCUUCCGACCUGAACUCGACGGACGCCGUCGUGAAGAGCGGGCACCGGGACCCCCUGUACCUCAGCGCCGCCCACAUUUUUCAAAGCGUCCGUAACGAAAAACCUCACGAUAAAAUCCUGGUGAAAUACGGAACCGGGCCGUUGCCAUCCCUUCCGGAUUUCAAAGACGAGGAAUUCCAGCGUUUGUCCUACGAGCUGGCGUUCAGCGCUCUGAAAUAUCAAGAUGUGCUGGAAUAUAUGUUGAUUGACAGCGGCGUUUACCCACUGCAGUCAAUAUCAGAUGACCUGACCAGCUUAGUGGUGGUGGUGCUCUACGACCUUCAGGACCGGAAGUUUGAAGCUCGCUCGGUUCCCGAGGACGAAGAAAGCAUAGCAGAAGUUCAAGAAGUGGAGCGUUAUCUAUGCAGUUUUAAGACCAAGCUCGCCGCCGCCCUAGCCCGAUGCCGAAUCAAGCACGAUGCUCUAACCAUUGAGCAUAUCCUGCCAGAAACAAUUCGGAGACAAGAGCAGAGGGCUUCAAACCUGCCACUGUACGCCUGGGUGAACACCUUGAAAGUCAGUCUUGAAGAAGUCCAUAGCUUCUUACAGAAGGAAGGCUUCACGAAAGUAGACUCCAUUUCGGAUUUUGAUGGUUACACCUAUUGCCCGGAUAAGCACUGUGACGAUGGGCUCGUUUUCCCGUCUUCUCUUAAAGAAAAACUCCUGAUCUCGGAACUGUACACCGAUCACAAACUCCUGUUGCAAGAUAACUCCCGGAGUCUGGCGGUACAUUCGGUGAAAGCCCUGCUGAAUAUGGACGAUGACGUUUUAAUUGCCCAAAUGGGGUCCUGGCUCACUGUGGCCCACAUGUCGGUGCUGACCAAUCAGGACACUUCCCGGGUAUUCGUAUGCGGAGUAAAAUCUGCGGCUAGAGAAGCUGAAUUGAAGGAUCUCUUUGCACGUAUGGAGUGUAAAAAUGUCGAGCUGCUCCACGAGGACUUUGCCAACGUUGAGCCCGCUUGCGCCAAGCUGCAGAAAGUGAAAGUGGUCCUGCUCCUGCCUCGCUGUUCCGGCCUGGGGGUCAGCAAUCCCAUCGAAUUUAUUUUGGAGGAGCACGAAGAUGCAGAGUUACUCAGAGACCUCUCUCAAGGGUCGGUCGCCGAAGACAAACUAAGCACCCUUGCUCAACAGCAGCUGAAAGAGCUGACCCACGCGAUGCAGUUUGCUAAAGUACAAGCUCUGGUCUACUGCACCUGCUCGGUGUACCCGGAGGAAAACGAAGCGGUGGUGAACAAAGCCUUGGCAUCUGGAGCGGAAGGAGCGAAGGCCCAGCCGUACAAGCUUUGCCCGCCAGUUCUUCCUUUGUGUUCUAAAUUGGAAGUCAACACCUCUGAACAGAACUUCUUUCAUCUGGAGCCCUCCGAUAUUUCAAACAGCUGCUUUAUUGCCGUCUUAAGCCGAGAGCGAGAUCCAUCCGAAUCCGUGUCGGUGAAAGACGUUUUGGCCCGCGCCGCAGCCAAAGGCCUGCUGGACGGGAUCGAUCUGGCAAAGCCGUCCAAGAGAGAAGAGAAGAAGAAGAAGAAGCACAGGGCCGCCCAGUCCAAGAAUCCGAUCAAAGAGGCCGUCAUGCAGUCUCGGAUUCAGGAGUUCCUGGAACGAGAGAUGAAAUCUGGAACGACGGAGACCGGCUCUGCCGUGCCAAGCGUGGCUGCCAGUAACUCGCAGGUGAUGGGCCAAACCAACGAGCCCGUCGCCUUGAAGAAAGCCAAUAACCCUCUUUCCAAUUCAUCUCUGCCCGCGAUGGCGAAGAAUAACCUCACCUCCGCCACCUCCACCCUGCAAAGAGUGUUGGAGAAACAGCGCAACGCCGCCAAGUCCAAGAACGACGAUCGCGUCAUGAUUUUGAAGCCGGUCGAGAUAGUUCUGCCCCCGGUGAUGAUGCCGUAUUUCAACCCUCAAGGGAACAGGGCCCAGAUUUCAACCAAUCACUGUUACUAUCGUUGGAUUGGGGCAAAACACGGGACCCUGAGCCCUUCGGCCUCCAAAAGACUGAUUAAGUCGAAAGAGCCUUCCCCGUCUACGAUGACCAAGCAGUCCCGUCCGUGGCUUUGAAGUGGGCGCCAUCUUGGUUUCUAAC
Protobothrops mucrosquamatus (brown spotted pit viper) is the source of this 2212-nucleotide messenger RNA. RefSeq names its product NOP2/Sun RNA methyltransferase family member 7 (gene NSUN7). Gene Ontology annotation, molecular function: methyltransferase activity. The coding region runs from base 1 to 2187 and encodes 728 amino acids. The transcript is spliced from 11 exons. The record is from RefSeq and is a predicted model, not a curated record. NCBI's taxonomy places the organism in Eukaryota, Metazoa, Chordata, Lepidosauria, Squamata, Viperidae.